Aedes aegypti (yellow fever mosquito) is the source of this 3420-nucleotide messenger RNA. RefSeq names its product zinc finger protein 214. Gene Ontology annotation, molecular function: zinc ion binding; chromatin insulator sequence binding. The transcript is spliced from 4 exons. The record is from RefSeq and is a predicted model, not a curated record. Lineage: Eukaryota; Metazoa; Arthropoda; Insecta; Diptera; Culicidae. Gene Ontology annotation, cellular component: nucleus; chromosome. The coding region runs from base 136 to 2211 and encodes 691 amino acids. Gene Ontology annotation, biological process: regulation of transcription by RNA polymerase II.
CGAAUGUGAAAGCAAAACAAAGCAUAAGUAAAGAAAGCGACUUCUAAACGGAUUUUUGGAGCAGUAAAAUUUUAGUUUUCUAUCUUUUUCCAACAAAUUCAGAGCAAUUUUAAAUGCCGCGAACCUUGUCGCGCCAUGAAUACAACGGAUAUUUGUCGCGCGUGUAUGGAGGACGAUUGUGACGCGUUCAUUCCGCUGUUCAACUCGAGGGUAGAUGUGCCGGUAACUCCGGCAGUCAUGAUUUCCGAUUGCGGCGGAAUUUCGGUCGAACAGGAUGAUGGCCUACCGGGAGUGGUUUGCACGGAAUGUCUGGAUGCCCUCCGCGUGGCGUACAAGAUUCGAGAAAAAUGUCGCACGACGGACCGGAAGCUGAGGAAGAUUUUGAACUUGAUCCGACCUGAGCUUCCUUCUGUUGUUACUCUUUCUAAUAGUCCUGGUGGGGAAGUGGAAUGUGAGGGUAUUCCCAAUAAGGAGGAGAUUCAAGUACAGGAAUCGCCCACACCGGAUGAAACCAAUUUAGUCGAAAACCUCUCUUUGGACAUCAAAUCUGAGUUACUUCCUGUACCCUCCGUUGAUUGUAUUGAAGAAGAAAAGGAGACAGGUUCUGCAGAUGUAGAUGCUGGUAUGAACGAAUCGUCUAGUCCUUCCGGUGAUCAGGAUCAAAGAUGCACCCAGGAAGUUGUAGAAGAGAUCCAGAACAAUCUGGAGAUCACUGAACCUCCCGUUGAGCACAUGAAACAGGAGGAAAUCCAAGAACUGACGCAUUUCGAACCUGAAUAUCUAGUUGAAGAAUUAAAAGAAUCGAAUGAAGAGGCUGUAGAUGAUAGUCAAAGACUUGAUAUGGCGCCUCCUCUUCCAUCGGAGGAAACCAGUAAGGAUUCUCCAGAACAGGCAGAACUGCCACUGGUGGUCGCAGAGGAAAGUGAUGCUUUAGACGAAGCCCUCGUCUACGAAGACAUGGAAGUGGAAGCCCUGGAAGAGAUAGAAUAUGUAGAUUUCGAAGCAAUCGAUGAGGAUUUCCAAGUGCCAGAAUCAGACCUCCAAGAAGCCGCCGUUUGCUGUGGAUGUCCGAUGGAGUUCUCCUCAAAGCCCGAACUCGAGCACCAUUCCAAACUGGUCCACCUGCCGGAAAAGGACAAGGACACCUCCCUGCAGGAUUGGUACAUGUGCACCAUUUGCUACAAGCGACACAGCUCCCCGAAAGCUCUUGAACUUCACCAAAGGUCCCGGGUCAGCAGAAAGUUACGAACCUGUGCGAGUUGCCAUCUGGUGUUGAAUAGCGUGCGCAAGAAAAGGCACCACGAGCAGUUGCACAAACUUUUGCCGGAGGAUUUUGCGGUGAACUGUUGUGGGUGUGAUCAGGUGGUUCCGUUUAGUCAGCUGGGAUCCCACGCGGAACAGACACACCUGGCGGCGAGGCAGACGAUUUCGGAGUCGACAAAACUAUCAAAGUUCGUUUGUGAAAUAUGCUUUCUGGACUGUGGUAUUAAACAGCGCUUGGAUAUCCAUCAAGCUAAACAGGAGAUACCCGAAGUGGUCCUGAAGAAGACAAAUCCCCAGGAAGAUGAAUUCAUAGCACCGGUGGCAGAUUUCGGUGGCAUUCAACGCUUCAUAUGUGAUAUAUGCGAGAAGAACUUUUCCACCAAAGGAAACCUGAAAGCUCAUCGAAUCCUACACAUAAGUUCGGAUAAACCGUUCAAGUGCGAUCAGUGCGACAAAGCUUUCUCCAAGAAGUGCAACUACAACGUGCACAUGCUUCGGAUUCAUUCGUCGGGAAAUCAGUUUCCCUGUGGAGAGUGCGAUAAAAGCUUCAAAUGUGCAUCGAAUCUGAAAACGCACAUGCGCGUCCACACAAAGGAACGACCCUACCAAUGUGACUUUUGUCCGAAAACCUUCGGCUACCUGUCGGACAAGCGACGGCACGAAGUUGGACAUUCGGGAAACUAUCCAUUCAAAUGUGAUCUCUGUGGGAAACCUUUCGCUCGGAAGACGUUGCUAAGCAGGCACUUGGACGCCUGUAGGAAGCGUUUGAGUAAAAAGUCGCUAGGCGGACGAAGCAAAGUAGAAUCGGAAUCCCAUGAACCAACGCAUGCGUGUGAUUUGUGCGAGGACUGGUUUUCGACGAUGGAAGAACUAGCUGAUCAUCACGCAAAUAUGCACAUUCAAACAUUGGACGAAGCUUCCUACGAUGCUGAGGUGGAAAUAGAAUAGGCACAUAAUGGGCUGUAUGGUUGUCCGAAAUGCACAACACGUGGGCGCAGCAUUGGGCACAGAACAGUGUUCCCCAAUAUCGGUUUUGAAUUGAGGACUGACGAUUCAUUUUUAAAUUUGUCGGACCCCCAUCAUCUGUCAGAUCGAUUACCUCCGUUGGCAACGAUAGGAAUUGGGUGUGUUUCCUGUGUACCAAUCGACUACAUGCACAAUGUAUGUUUGGGCGGAAUGAAAUCUCUUCUGAAGUUGUGGGUGGAAACUUCAGGUAAGAGUUAUAGUUUGACACCGGCUCAGAAAUGUAUCAUCGAUUCGCGCAUCGAAGCUGUAAAACGCCAAGUAUGCAGCGAUUUUUCUCGGACUCCACGACCUCUGACUGAUUUGAAGUGGUUCAAGGCAACAGAACUACGAUUAUUAUUGUUGUAUUUGGGACCGUUUAUAUUUUUAAACGUGAUGAGCGAUGCGUAUUAUAAUCAUUUCUUAAAACUUCAUGCAGCCAUUCGCAUAUUAUGUCAUCCUGUUAAGUAUCAAACGGAAAAUGAUAAAGCGAAGAAUUUACUAGAAGCUUUCGGCCAUGAGUUCAUGACGUUGUAUGGAGAACAUCUGUUUGUUUAUAAUUUUCACUUGCUCACACAUCUGCCCGAUGAUUGUCUCCUACACGGCUGUUUGGACUCGUUUUCUGCCUUUCCGUUUGAAAAUUAUAUGCAAACUUUGUUACGCUAUGUAAAAAAAUCAUCAUAUCCCUUACAACAGUUUAGAAAUAGAUUUGGUGAGCACUUGAAGUAUGACGUUACGAAAAAAGCAUUGCUACGGCAACGAGGGUCAUCCUACUCUGUGAUCACAAACAGACAGAAUACUAUAAUUUCGAUAGAUGGAAGAGAUAACUUCAUAUGUAAAGAUAAUCAAAUUUUCAAAGUGCAAAACAUCAAACGAGUAGGUAAACAUAUGAUUCUCGACUGUAAUGCUGUAAUGGAAUUGAACUCUCUAUACGUUGAACCUAUGGAAUCAAUUGCCAAUGGAGUUUACUAUUGUCGCGAUGAGCUUAUAUUUUGUGAUGUAAUGAUGUCAAUUGACGCAAAUGAGGUGACCAAAGUACAACGCAUAGUGCUCGAUGAAAUAACAGGUUUUAUAGAAGUAUUACAUACUGGUGUUUAAAAAUGAUUUCGUUUGGUAUAAAUGGCUAUGUAGUAUUAAAUAUUAGAAAAAAUAUAA